Messenger RNA from Prorocentrum cordatum, 849 nucleotides. NCBI's taxonomy places the organism in Eukaryota, Dinophyceae, Prorocentrales, Prorocentraceae. The record is from the annotation of a GenBank genome assembly.
AUGGGCAAGAAGCCGUUCCAACAUCCGCCCCAGCGUCCACGUCAGGACCAUCGUGGCGGGGGAAGUCUCGGCGGCAUGAUGGCCAACUUCAACAAUGUCAUGGAGGACGUCCAGAGCUCCGGUGAGAUGGCCUCCCUGGCGACGCAGAUGGCGCAGGCCAAGCAAGCGCGCGAGAGCGCUGCUGAGCACGGCCCCGCCAAGGAGCUGGCCCAGGCGUUGGCGGCCGUGGUUCGACCUGCGGCCGCGGCGGCACCGACCGACAGCCGGUUGGAGGGCACGGUGAAGCGCCUGGCGGAGUUCGCGCUGCCUGGCUCGGGGAUGUCUGGCCAUGCGGGCCCAGACGACCACGAAGUCAAGCGCCUGCGUGCCGAUCUAGAUGCUUUGACCAGCCGCGUGGACGCCCAGUCCAAGGACAUUUCUGAGAUCAAGGCAGUCAGCACCGAGAACCAGGUCGUAUGUAAGCAGACCCAGCACACGAUGGCGAAGCUCAUGGACAAGUUCGAUCGUAUCCAAGUCCCUGGUGGCGGCGGCCUUGGAGACCAUGCAGUUCCCCCAGCGGAGGAGGGAGCCCCCGACCCGUUCUUCCAGCCGCAGGUCCUCCUUGUGGCCCACACGGGGGUAGCGACGUUCCUCGGUGUCCAGAGCAACGCGCAGUUCAAGGGAAUGAAGUCCGUUUCCAAGCUUAAGAGCUUGGACCAGUGGAGGAAGAAGUUCGUUUCCCUGGGUUCCGUGAAUGAGGCCAUCCAAGACCUGGAUAAGGGUGGCAUCGGGACCUACCUCUUUCGCUUUCUGACGGCCGACGGCGAGAUUGCCGCCAACGCUCUACAGCCAGCCCCGCCUGCCGCCUGA